Messenger RNA from Pipra filicauda (Wire-tailed manakin), 4744 nucleotides. It is a transcript of the gene MINPP1, whose product is annotated as multiple inositol-polyphosphate phosphatase 1. The record is from RefSeq and is a predicted model, not a curated record. The transcript has 5 exons. NCBI's taxonomy places the organism in Eukaryota, Metazoa, Chordata, Aves, Passeriformes, Pipridae. Gene Ontology annotation, molecular function: inositol phosphate phosphatase activity; acid phosphatase activity. The coding region runs from base 26 to 1390 and encodes 454 amino acids.
GCCUCUUCCUGCGGCAGUCGCCGCCAUGGCGCCGUGCCGGGCAGCCGCCCCUCUCCUCCUGCUGCUCCUCGUCCUGCGGCCGGCGAGCGCGGGCUUGAGCGGCUACUUCGGCACCAAGUCCCGCUACGAGGAGGUGAACCCGCACCUGGUGCGCGACCCGCUGUCGCUGGGUCCCGGCGCGAUCGAGUCGCCGCCCGUCACCUGCGCUCCGCUGCAGCUCCGCGCCGUGCUCCGGCACGGCACCCGCUACCCCACGGCCGGGCAGGUCCGCCGGCUGGGCGAGCUGCACGCCCGGCUGCUCCGCCGGCCCGCGGAGCCCGCAGCCUGCCCCGCCGCCGCCGCGCUGGCCGCCUGGCCCAUGUGGUACGAGGAGAGCCUGGACGGGCGGCUGGCGCCGCAGGGCCGGCGCGACAUGGAGCAGCUGGCCCGCCGCCUGGCCGCCCGCUUCCCCGCGCUCUUCGCCGCCCGCCGCCGCCUGGCGCUGGCCAGCAGCUCCAAGCACCGCUGCCUGCAGAGCGGGGCCGCCUUCCGCCGCGGGCUCGGGCCCGACCUCAGCCUCGGCGGCGACGAGGUGGAGGUCCAAGUGAACGAUUCCUUGAUGCGGUUUUUUGAUCACUGCGCCAAGUUUGUAGCCCUGGUGGAGGAGAACGAUGCGGCCAUGUGCCAGGUGAGCGCCUUCAAAGAGGGGCCCGAGAUGAAGAAGGUCUUGGAGAAGGUCGCGAGUGCCUUGUGUUUGCCGGUGGAGGAGCUAAAUGCAGAUCUUGUUCAAGUGGCUUUUCUCACCUGCUCUUAUGAGUUGGCUAUAAAAAAUGUGACCUCCCCGUGGUGUUCACUCUUCACUGAAGAAGAUGCCAAGGUCCUGGAAUACCUGAAUGACCUGAAGCAGUACUGGAAGAGAGGGUAUGGCUAUGACAUCAAUAGUCGCUCCAGCUGCAUUUUAUUCCAGGAUAUCUUCCAGCAUUUGGACAAAGCAGUGGAAGAGAGCAAAAGUUCAAAACCCAUUUCUUCACCUCUGAUUGUCCAAGUUGGGCAUGCAGAGACGCUCCAGCCCCUGCUUGCCCUGAUGGGUUUCUUCAAAGACAAGGAGCCUCUCCUGGCCAACAAUUUCGCCAGGCAAACGCACCGGAAGUUCCGCAGCGGCCGGAUCGUGCCUUACGCGGCCAACCUGGUGUUCGUGCUCUACCACUGCGACCACAUGAACGCCUCCAGGGAGGAGUAUCAGGUGCAGAUGCUGCUGAAUGAGAGACCAAUGUCCUUCCAGCACUCCAAUGAAACCAUCUCCACGUACGCCGACCUCAAGGACUACUACAGGGACAUCCUGGAGAACUGCCACUUCAAGGAGGAGUGUGAACUGCCCAAAGUUAAUGUGACUGCUGUGGAUGAGCUCUGAGGGUGUUCUGCUCAUUGGUCUCGGGUCAGUUCGACAGGCCCUGCAAACAAGCACUUUGGAUGAUUUGCUGCUGCUGUGUUAACUUCCUAGACUUGCAGAUUGGGUGGGUUGUCUCAGCUCAGUGUGCUGGUUCUCUGUUGCAUAAGCAGAACUACAAAAACAAAUGCUGUAACAGGGAAGUUGCUGAGCAUUUGUAACAAAUAUGUGAUGCAAGACACAAGUCCCUGUGUGUUUAUAUGUACCAAUAAGCUAAGUUCAUUGGUCAGUCCCUCUAUGAAUAUGCUAUAGAUGGAUUUAAGAGCUAGGGCAGCUUCUGUUUUAUCAGAGCUGCAGGUGGUUGGACUAAUUUAGUAUUGCUUUGCACUGCCUGUGUUGCUUGCUGCUGUUUCCCUGUGCCAGGCAUGAAAUACUUCAAACCUGUGAGCUUUUCUUUACUCUUUUUCCCAAGCUUGUAGAAGGGAGAGAGUACAGAGCCUUUCUUCACAGCUGCACAACUUCUGCCUGGACAGCACCAUCUCUUUUUUUUUUUUUUUUGGGCAUUUUAAAGCAGGAGGAGUUGCAGUGUUCCUGCAUGCGUUACCUGCCUGAAAAGGGGUGAGGAGUUAGAAAUCUUAAAGUCCUCACCGACCCAUCCCACAUGCCAAGUUAUCCUCCAGGGUAAGUAAAUCAUCUUUAAAAAGGAGUAAAAAUAAACAGAAAGAAGUGAGGGAGUGGAAAGUAGCAACUCUUCCUUUAAGUUGCUCUGGGAGAUGCAGCAGUUGUUCUCUAAAAUAAUCUGGGGUGUCCUUUCCCUGUCACCCUCCGUUUCUGGUGUUGAAUCCUUGGGCUGGGACAUUUGGGUUAAGCUCUGCUCUGGCUCUGAACAGCUUGGUCCUGUCUAGGUGCUGGCAGUUUUCCCAGCAGCUCUGGAUGGAAGGGAUCUCUGGAUGUCUCCAGCCUCCUGCUUGAAAUGGGAUUAAUGCUAACCCUAAAUCCAGGCAGAUUUUGGACUAUAUAAAGAUCUGGGUGAGACUUGACUUCUGCUGCCUUUAAGCCACCACAUUUGGUGCCACUUACAUAGGCCUUAUAUGUUUGAUGUGCCACCUUGGUUUUGAAGUGCAUCUGGUUUUAAAGAGAUGAAUUGUGUAGAAGGACUGGUGAUCUCUUAAAGCAACUGCACUUAAAGUUGUUUCACUUGUGACUGAAAGCUGGGAAGUAUUUUAGAGCUCUGCAGUGUGGCAGAGAGAGGAAAACUGAAGAUAACUGAUGAGACGUGUCUGAAAUGCAGGGAGUCAGAUAAAAUUCCUUCCUCACCUGGAAGGGAAUGGCUGUGUGAACAAAUGAAGCAAAUGAAGGUGUGGAUUUAUGGUGCUGGUAACUCCUGAAGUGUGUACUCUCACCCCACAGUGAGUGUUCCAGGGCUCAGCCUCUCAAGUGAGCCGUGUUUUGCUGUGUUUCCUGGCGAGGAGGGGAAAGGUUGGAAUAAGUGAUUACCACAGCAUAUCAGGAGCACUAUAUGUUUAUACCCUCAUUUGCUGAGGGCUAAGUUCUUUUUGUGGGCUCACCUUCAGAACUGGGAAUUUAACUGCUGCAAGAACAAGAGCAGAAAAGAGAAUGCCAACCUGGCUCAAAGCUGAGGAGUUAAACUUAGUGUGUGAUUUUUUUUUUUAUUUAUUUUUUAAUCUUUCUUGAGGACUUAGGCUUCUGUCACUCCUUUGCAAUAUGGCUUGUGGAAAAACACUUAAGAUUUACAUACCUGUGAGUUAAGGAGCCAUCAAACACCUGGUUUUUACUGUUCUUGGAGUUAAGGGCUUUUCCCUACCUGGGCACGUAGGGCCCUGUUUCAUUAGUGCACCAGCAGCAGAGACCAAGAGAUUACUGAAUAUACUGGCAAAAUCUGGUGGGUAUUCCAGCAUUAACAUCCCAGUGAAACACUUGGCCCGUGAUGGCUCUGCAGCUCCCUCUGAAGCUGGUGACAAGGCUGGGGAGGAGUUCAGUGCUGCCACCACUGUAAGGAUAUAGGUCAGGGUAAUUGUCAGGCCCUGCAUCUGACUUUACUGCUCUAUAAGCUUUGCAUGUCUCCUUUUUCACAUGAUCCUGCCUUGGGACCGAGUCAACUGAUGGUAAUUGCUGUGACUGAUGCCAGUUAGGGACUUGGUUGCAACAUUUGAGGCGAGCUGCAAAGAAAUGAACCUUUGUUUAAAGGCAGUUGAGUUUGGAAAUAGCAGAUAGCAGAGUGAGAAAAUCCACCUCUGAACAAAUAUUUUUUUUUUUCUGUGAGUCAGUCGCCCUGGGAUGAUUCAUGGACAGAAAGGAUGAAAGCCUGACUAUGGGAGAUGGAUGGAGGAUUCUGUUGUCAGUUCAGCAAGACUGACUUUAAGACAUCACAUUUGUUAAAAGAUACAUCCUUUUUCCUUGUGGAGGGAGGAGUACAGUGCACUUGACUGCUUUUUUGACUGUGUGCCAGGUGAGGUGGAGGAACCAAAAAAUUCCUUCUGCAGUGGAGUAUCACGUGCUGCUGCAUUAGCAAGUUGAUGGUGUGCUUAAAUUCUGUGCAAAGGAUGGUUCCUCAGGGGCUAUUCCCUGUUUUACCUUGGAGUGCAGGUCUGUCACACCUCCAGCCAAGCACAUCUGGCUUCAGUGGUGUCAGCAAUUAACUGGGAAGGGAAAUGUGCUGCCUGGGCUCUGGUCUGGGUUUAGAGGAUGCUCUGACUCACCCCUUUGGCACAAUUGGAGGCUCAGUGUGGAAACUUUGCACCAGUAGAAGUGUUGGGACAUGUAAAUACUCUGGGCACUUACUGUGAUUUUUACCACUGGGGAGGUGACUUCACUCUGACCCUUUUAUCUGGUUAACACAGACACUUGUGUAGACACUGGAAUGGAUUAAAAUAUUCCUAUCAAGUUGGGCACUAGCUCAGUGUGAGCAGUGCUUGAAGAGGCUGCCGCAUCUCCUGGCAUAGCACAUUCCCACAUCCUGCAAGAAAAACAAUGCUUUCUCCUCCUUCACCUUGCCUCUGGAUGCCUCAUCUCAGUCUUCUGUCAAGGACUCUUUGCAACCUUUCUCAAACUGGAAGCUUUCACUGAUGGAAAAUACUGACAGUGUUCUUGGCUGCUGGCCUUAAAUAUGUGUGAAAUGUGUUUUAAUUUGUUAAAUGUCUAAUCUUUCUGGCAAAUCAGUUUUUUUCCUCCUAGAAGGUACUGCUGUCGAGCUGGCCAAUGCCAGUUUGUAAUAAUAAUGGCACUAACUGGAUGAAUUUUGAGAACUUAUGUGGAUUUGUGGUGAAAUAAAACUGCACCCUUCUUUCAUCUCUAUUUGAUGAUCUCCAGUACCAUGGCUGUGUUCUGCUUCAAAAUACGUUUGGUGGGUUGAUAUUA